AUGGAUGGAAAGUGUGUUUAUUUAUUUUUAACGAUUUUCUUCAUAAAUAUCUUGUCAGUAGCAAAUGGAAGGGAAAAAAUAUACAUUAGAGAUUCUCUUAAGGUUAAACCAUUUGAUGAUCGACUUGGAACAAAACAACUUUUUGAAGUUGUUGUGAAUGCAUUGACAACCAGAUAUAAAAAUCGGAAGAUGCUCGAGGUUUCUAAAAAUCGUUAUAAUUUUCACAUGGCGUGGAGAGGAAUAAAAAAUUUUUUCUGGCAAAAAAUUUUGAAUGUGUUUUGUCCUUCGUUAAGUAGAGAGUUGAAAGCUCUAAGAGAACUAAAACGUUUAUUGAUACAUGAUGAUAAUGGUAGUAUUAAAGCUGGAUUAGGCCUUACACUUCCGUUUAAAAAAUCAAAAAAAGAAGGUAAGCAAGAUAUUAGUGAAGAAGAAAGUGAUGAAACAAGCGAUGAAAAACUAAACAAAAAUUCUAAAAAGCGGAAAAAAGGUAAAAAGAGAAGAGAAUCUGACGAGGACGAUGUUGAUAGUGAUAGCGACGAAGAAGAUGCAAAAAAAAAGAAAUCUAUAAAACUAAAUUUAGAUGAUUUGUUGAAGUGA
Diuraphis noxia (Russian wheat aphid) is the source of this 597-nucleotide messenger RNA. RefSeq lists its product as uncharacterized. Lineage: Eukaryota; Metazoa; Arthropoda; Insecta; Hemiptera; Aphididae. The record is from RefSeq and is a predicted model, not a curated record.